UUUAUUUGAUAAGAAGUAUAAAUAAAUGUACUGAGCGAGCACCAAUGAAUGCUUUUUCUCAGUUUAAUUGCUACUUGAAUGCUAUAAGCGCUUAUUGAUUUAAUUACCAUAUUAUUAGUUAAUAUUUUAUCUUUUUUAAAUUUUUUUCCAAGUUCCACGUUUUUUUUUUUAAUUUUCAUCAUGGCCGACACUACAGGAAAAGUUAUUCAUUGCAAGGCAGCUGUUGCUUGGGAACCGAAAAAACCGUUAUUGAUUGAGAACAUUGAAGUAGCCCCACCAAAAGAAAAUGAAGUCAGAAUAAAAAUAAUUUCCACUGCAAUAUGCCACACUGAUGCUUAUACAUUAGAUGGUUUAGAUCCUGAAGGAUCUUUUCCUUGCAUAUUGGGUCACGAAGGAGCUGGUAUUGUUGAGAGCGUUGGACCAAAUGUAAAAGAAUUUAUGCCUGGUGAUCAUGUAAUUCCAUUAUAUAUUCCCCAAUGUGGAGAUUGUAAAUUUUGUUUGUCUCCCAAAACUAACGUUUGUAGUAAAAUAAGAAUAACUCAAGGGCAAGGAAAAAUGCCUGAUGGUACAUCACGAUUUAUGUGUAAAGGACAAUCAUUGUAUCAUUUUAUGGGAUGUUCUACCUUCAGCGAAUAUACUGUUGUCGCUGAUAUUUCUUUAUGCAAAGUAGAUUCAUCUGCAGCUUUUGAUAGAAUUUGUCUUUUAGGAUGUGGUGUAUCUACUGGCUAUGGAGCUGCCCUUAACACAGCUAAUGUAGAAUCGGGGACAACGUGUGCAAUUUUUGGUUUAGGUGCUGUUGGCCUAGCUGUAAUAAUGGGUUGUAAAGCUGCUGGUGCUAAACGAAUUAUUGGUAUUGAUAUAAAUGAAAACAAAUUUGAAUUAGCUAAACAUUUUGGUUGUGAUGAAUUUAUAAAUCCAUCUAAAUACGAUAAACCUAUUCAAGAAAUCCUUAUAGAAAUGACCGAUGGAGGACUUGACUAUACAUUUGAAUGCAUUGGAAAUGUUAAAACUAUGAGAGCUGCUUUAGAAGCUUGUCAUAAAGGAUGGGGCGUAUCAAUUAUAAUAGGAGUUGCAGGAGCAGGUCAAGAAAUUUCUACUCGACCUUUUCAAUUAGUUACUGGAAGAACUUGGAAAGGAACAGCUUUUGGAGGAUGGAAAAGUAAAAAUAGUGUGCCGAAGUUAGUUUCUAAAUAUUUAGACAAAUCUCUUAUAUUGGACGAAUUUAUUAGUCAUAAAUUACCGUUUGUAUCAAUAAAUGAAGGCUUUAAUCUACUUCACUCAGGAAAAAGCAUACGGACUGUCCUUGAUUAUUAAAACCAAUAUAAAUGAAAUUGUGUAGAUAUUAUACAAUGUUUUAAACAAAUAUUAAAGUUUAUAUACAUUUCAAAUUCAAAAAUAUUUUUUAAAUAGGUAAAAUUUGGUAGAAAUUGCAUAUCAAGUGUUUAUAU
Molecule: messenger RNA, 1448 nt
Organism: Daktulosphaira vitifoliae (grape phylloxera)
Lineage: Eukaryota; Metazoa; Arthropoda; Insecta; Hemiptera; Phylloxeridae
Gene: Fdh
Product: alcohol dehydrogenase class-3
Exons: 8
Coding region: 181-1314 (377 amino acids)
Biological process (GO): formaldehyde catabolic process
Cellular component (GO): cytosol
Molecular function (GO): S-(hydroxymethyl)glutathione dehydrogenase [NAD(P)+] activity; zinc ion binding
Source: RefSeq, a predicted model, not a curated record